GAAUCGAACCCCGACAAGUCGCGGUGAGGGGAGAGAAAUUCAGCUGUCAACAUCUAGAAUUUUCGUCUUCAAAAAAUCCACGAAAACUUUAUUAAAAACGUAACAAUUUUCGCGGAUUUUUGUCCUUUUGUUUACUCCGAGACGCGCUGCAUCUUGUAAACUGAUUGUUAUCUGAGUUCUAUGGAUAGUUUGAGAAAACGGAAUGCAUCAGAUGGAGACUCAGGGUUUGACAGUGCACUCAGUUCGCGUUCAUCUUCAAUCAGCUUGGAAGAGUCAAAUGAACUUCUGGAGUACAAGGUUUGUCAGGUGACAGUAGACGACACCUCGCCCUCGCUUCGAAACAAGUUUUCCCACUUACUCGAUUCUCAAGAAGAUAUUAUUCAAGAUGUGUGUACACCGGAGCUGUACAUUAUUCGAGACAGGGUCAGUGGAAGAGAGACUCUGUACAAACCUCCCUCUAGACUCUCUUUCAGUUCAGAACCACAGAUUGGAGAGACCUACUCUGCUGAAGAGUAUGACCGUCACAACACUAUCCCACGCUCUCAGCUCUUCAGCUCUAGGUUACAGCUGGAGCUGGAGAAACAGGUUGCCAAGAUGGAACUCGUCGAGGUCGACCUACUCAUGGACCCUGCACUGGUCCCCCCGCCCAGCCUUGGAAUCCGUGUGAUCGGUGUGAACAUGAUCCAUGGUGUCCCGGACAAGCUGAACAUCUACAUCAAGAGAGUAAUGGAGAACAGCGUGGCUGGGUUGGAUAAUAGGAUCAAAGUUAAUGAUCAUAUUGUAGAGGUGAAUGGAGUUUCACUGGUAGGAGUUUCUCAGAAGCUAGCAGCCGAGGCACUCAGCUCUUGUGCUGUUAAUCCUGAAACUAGCGUAGUUCAUUUUGUUCUUGCUAGGGAGAAAUCGCCGCCACUAAACCUGGAAACUCUUGUGGCGGAUGAGAAUCAAAACCUUCCGCUCUCUUCCGUACCUCAGGAUCAGCCGACUAUAAGGGUAGCAAACCAAGAUCCUAUGGCGGUUAAAGAACCCUUAAUUCCGCCUAUUGAAGGCAAUUCGCCGCCUUUAUUACUCGCUCCCAGUAUGCUUCACUGUGGUGAAUCCACAGCGUUUAUUCCGUUAUCCCCGCUGGAAUCGGAAAUAAGACUGAACUUGACGGAUCUACCUGAAUCCGUCCUUAUCAAAAUUUCUUCUUAUUUGUCGACCGAAGAUUAUAUCAGUCUGAGUAAUGUUAGUGAGUCUUUCUAUCAAGUUCUGGUGAAAAAUCUGAGUGAACUACCGGAACCAGAGUCAAAUUUGUAUCCGACACCAUUGGAUGGCGGAUUAAAUCCUCCAAAUAAAAAUGGUGAUAAUCCCGUCAGCAAAACCCCGCAAAUUCUGGAGAAUGGAAAAUCCUUGAAACAUGGAUUAGAAAAUCUGGGAGAUGAAAAUAUUGGAACUAUGUUGGGGCUUGGCGCAAAGCGACGAAUGGACCGGGUCGGACCUCCCGGAAUGACCCAACAUUUGAUUCGCCCGAUACAUCCUCAAGGACUUCGAUCUUGCAUUUGAUCCUGUGUUGCCCCAGUACCAUCUCAUACUAAUCUGCUGCGGCUCUAUUAUAUGUAGAAACUGACCAAAAAUGCAAUUCAGUCUAAAAUUAUUAAAAUUCUGUGAUCUUCCCUCCCCCGUGGAUUUAAAUUUUUGCUAAGUAUGUAAAACUAUGCCCUGGAGAGCAUUUGUAAACCACAAUUAAUUUAUUGGAUUUUGCUCAAAAAAAAAGAUUCAGCAUCAUCGGAUUGCAAUUAGUUAUUCUUGAUAAUGAAGAGUAUAACGUCAGGUUGACGGAAAGAGCGAAAGCAGUUAUAAAAAAAAAUCAGAAAAAGCAAAAAAAAUACAUAUAACAUAUAAAACCAGAAAAAAAUAUAAUUGUUCCGAAUGCAUGGGAUCUUUGGCGGAGCUAUAUCGCGCCGAAAUACCAUCUAUUCGUCCGUGUAAAAAUCACUCCGGAGAUCUCAAUAUUUAUAAUCCUGAGGUUUUUAAGCUAGUACUGCCGCCAUUAUUGACGCCCAUUUUCUGUAUCGCGGAUUACUACAUUGGCUUUUACUGCCGGGGUUUUAUAGAACCGGAUUACAUGGAUACAUAUUUAUGAUAUAUAUAGCAAUACAACCAAUCAAUCGGAUGCCAAUUUGAACAAAUACAGUUCCGGACUCUGUUCCACUAAGUUGUGAUGAAAAGUUAAAGAAUUAACUCAACCAUAUGAUAAAUAAAUUUGUUAAUCAAUUCUCA
This is a messenger RNA of Eurytemora carolleeae, 2259 nucleotides long. RefSeq lists its product as uncharacterized. The record is from RefSeq and is a predicted model, not a curated record. NCBI's taxonomy places the organism in Eukaryota, Metazoa, Arthropoda, Copepoda, Calanoida, Temoridae. Gene Ontology annotation, cellular component: actin cytoskeleton; postsynaptic density; cytoplasm. Gene Ontology annotation, biological process: calcium-mediated signaling; actin filament organization; neuron projection development. The transcript is spliced from 7 exons. Gene Ontology annotation, molecular function: actin filament binding. The coding region runs from base 181 to 1542 and encodes 453 amino acids.